Molecule: messenger RNA, 1778 nt
Organism: Danio aesculapii
Lineage: Eukaryota; Metazoa; Chordata; Actinopteri; Cypriniformes; Danionidae
Gene: cept1a
Product: choline/ethanolamine phosphotransferase 1a
Exons: 8
Coding region: 55-1335 (426 amino acids)
Biological process (GO): phosphatidylethanolamine biosynthetic process
Cellular component (GO): endoplasmic reticulum membrane; Golgi apparatus
Molecular function (GO): diacylglycerol cholinephosphotransferase activity; ethanolaminephosphotransferase activity
Source: RefSeq, a predicted model, not a curated record
UAAUCCCAUAAGCUCAUUGUGGAUUCAGCACUCCCCACAUCCACCCAGAGAGUCAUGAGCUCCCACAAGAGACCCGUCCGCGCCCGCUCUGAUUCUGACUGCAGCUCCUCGGCGCCCCGUGACCCAACUGUAGCAGCUACAGAAGAGGGUCCCAGUCUGCUGACCCGGCUGAUGGAGCUGCCCGUGGCCCGUCUGUCCCGACAGCAGCUGAAGAGGCUGGAGGAGCACCGCUACAGCAGUGAGGGACGCUCCCUUAUGGAGCCCUUCAUGCAGGGAUUCUGGUGCUGGCUGGUGAGCAAAGUGCCCCUCUGGAUGGCCCCAAACCUCAUCACCAUCGUGGGACUCGCUACUAAUAUUGUCAGUACUCUGAUACUGGUCUAUUACUGCCCUACUGCCACUGAACAGGCACCAACGUGGGCAUAUUUGGCCUGUGCUUUGGGUCUGUUCAUCUACCAAUCAUUGGAUGCUAUUGAUGGAAAGCAGGCACGACGGACCAAUAGCAGCACACCGCUUGGCGAGCUGUUUGACCACGGCUGUGACUCACUUUCUACAGUGUUUGUGGUUCUGGGCACAUGUAUAGCCGUUCAGCUGGGCACUUAUCCUGACUGGAUGUUUUUCUGUUGUUUUGUGGGCAUCUUCAUGUUUUAUUGCGCCCACUGGCAGACGUAUGUUUCUGGAACACUGCGCUUCGGCAUAAUUGAUGUGACUGAGGUGCAAAUCUUCAUUAUAACCAUGUAUUUACUGGCUGCCAUUGGAGGAACGGCUUUUUGGCAAUCUAUGAUCCCGGUGCUAAAUAUCCAGGUUAAAAUAAUACCGGCUCUCUUCACUCUUCUGGGAGCAGUUUUCUCCUGCACAAAUUAUUUCCGGGUUAUAUUUACAGGCGGAAUGGGCAAAAAUGGAUCCACUAUUGCGGGAACAAGCGUUUUGUCUCCAUCUUUCCAUAUAGGAGUGGUAAUCACACUUGCUCUAAUGAUCUACAAGAAGUCAUCUGUGCAGCUCUUCGAGAAACACCCUUGUCUUUACGUCUUAGCAUUUGGCUUUGUCUCAGCCAAACUCACCAACAGACUAGUGGUUGCUCACAUGACAAAAAGUGAAAUGCAUCGUUAUGACUUGGCCUUCACCGGACCGGCACUGCUGUUUCUGAAUCAGUACUUCAACAGUUUCAUCAAUGAGUACUGUCUUCUGUGGGUCGCUCUGGUGCUGUCAGCGUUUGAUCUGGUGCGCUACUGCGUGAGUGUGUGUAACCAGAUCGCCACACACUUAAACAUCCGCGUGUUCAGCAUCCAGCCUCCGUCUCCCUCCAGACUUCAGACUGACGGCAAGAAUCAUCAUUAAAGGCUCGUCUCGCGGCGUCACACUCCUCCAGUAGGUCACACACUUCAGUGAAUGUAAAACACUGAGACUGAGCCCUAGAACUUUCUGCUCACUAAGAGAGGGGAGGAUAUUUUGUAGUACGAAAGGGAAAACUAAAAGGAUUAUACAAAUCCUGGAGUCAUAACACCGUUUUGUUGUCAGUAUUACCAUAGUAGAUGGUCAGUUCUGCUUUGCUAUAGAUUGCAAGAUGAAGAAUAGAGACUGAGACUAUGAAUGAUUCACGUUUUAUUAUUUUGCAGUUUGUUUUGUUGUAUUAUAGAAGUUAUUGUUUUAUUUUAGUAUUGUUUAGUUAUUUGUUAUUUUAGUUUUUUUUUUUGUUGAGUUUUGUUUUAAGUUUGUUUUGCUUUAGUGCAGUUUUUGUUAGAUUUUGUUGUAAUUUUUUUUUAUUUGGUGUUUUGUUUGUU